GAUGACGAGGAGGAGAGCGUUUCUCCCCCUCCCGUUGCUGCCCGUCGCAAGUUUGACGAUGAGGAAGAAGACGAUGUCCUCGACUCAUGGGAUGCCGCCGACGACUCCGAGGUAGAGAGAGAGAAGGCCGUCAAGGCUGCUGAGGCCAAGGCCAAGGCCGAAGCGGAAGCUGCGGCCAACAAGAAGAGCAAGGCGCAGCGCAUACAAGAGCACAAGGCGACGCGGAAGGCACAGGCAGACGCCGAGAGCGACGAGGGGAGCGAUGAGGACGAAGCCGAGCGCCGCGCCCGCCUCCGCAAGACGGAGAAGGAUGCCGAUCUCAAGCACGCCGAGGAUCUGUUUGGCGACAUCGAUCUCAACCGAAUGCGCAACCGCGGCGCCCCCAAGGCCGUCGUUAUCGGCGACUCGGCUGACCCCACCCAGGCGGUUGACCUGUCGGCCAUGCCGCUGUUCAAACCGACCACCAAGGAUCAGUUCGCGCGCCUCACCGCGACCCUGAUCCCCCUGUUGACGGUGCACUCCAAGAAGCCCCAGUAUGCCCUGUGGGCCCAGGAAUUCGUCAAGCAGCUGGCCAAGGAACUGCCCAGUGGCGAUGUCAAGAAGAUGGCUUCCGGCCUGACCACCCUCAGCAACGAGAAGAUGAAGGAGGAGCGUGCCGCUGACAAGGGCAACAAGAAGACCAAGGCCGCCAAGACCAAGGUUUCCCUCGUCGCUGCCAGAGAUAACCACAUUGACUCUAACUCUUAUGAUGACGAUGGCUUGGAUGACGAUGACUUCAUGUAAUUAUUGAAAUUUGGCGUGACACGUUUUCCUUAUCUCAUCAUCCUCCAUAGCUUUCUCUUAGUCUCGGGUUUCAUCCUCUCCAGGUUUUUAGCUAGACCGGUCUUGACAUGCUUCUGACGUGCCCUAUUCCUGUAAAUGCGAUAUAAACCCAUCUCCUUGUUGUUCUUCCCUAUUUGUUUUAAGCAGCCAUCCUGCUCACAACAUACUACUGUUCGCAUAUAGACAUAGAAUCCGAGUCCAGGACAGUGCCCAUGAUUCAGACGCACUAUAGGCCUUGACUUUCAAUAGACAUUUUACACCUCGGGACA
Molecule: messenger RNA, 1091 nt
Organism: Aspergillus uvarum CBS 121591
Lineage: Eukaryota; Fungi; Ascomycota; Eurotiomycetes; Eurotiales; Aspergillaceae
Product: eukaryotic translation initiation factor 3 subunit J
Exons: 2
Cellular component (GO): eukaryotic translation initiation factor 3 complex; cytoplasm
Molecular function (GO): translation initiation factor activity
Source: RefSeq, a predicted model, not a curated record